AUGGCAGCAAUGCAUUUUACAAGAACAACAAUGUUCAACAUCUCAAAGCUAGCAACCAGUGUUCCUCGUUUCACUUCUCUUUCUUUCCCUCAAAAAGCUUCCAGGGUUUGCUUCACUUCCGCCUCCAAACAUUCUCAGGGAAAGCAUGCAAGUGAAGAAAGCAGCCAUGGGUACAAUAAAGGUGCUGGAGAAAUGAAGGAUAACGCUAUGGACGACAUGAAAGGAAGUGCCACGGAUAUGAAACAUAAAACUAAAGACAUGGCAGGACGGGCCGCCGAUAAAGCCGGUGACAUGAAAGACAAAGCAAAGGAUGUGGCUUCAAAAGCUGCGGAUAGGGCUGGUGACAUGAAAGAAAAAGUCAAAGAUAAGAGUCAAGAUAUGAAGGAGAGUGCUGAAGAGACAGCGGCUAGGGCCGCGGAUAAAGCGGAAGAAGGGAGAAGUAAAGUGGCUGAGAUGGCGAAAGCGGCUAAAGACAAGACUAUGGAUGCUGCUGGAGCCGUGGCUGACAAGACGAAACAGACGGUGGCUGGUGCGUGGGAUGCAGCCAAGGGAACGUCACAAAAGAUCAAGGAAACGGUUGUUGGGACGUCCUCGGAUGACGAGGAUGAUUGGGGUCGUGAUGACCGAACCCGCAAACCGAAGGUAAUGGAUGAAGAUGUGAAAGAGUUGAGGAGGAAAGUUGGUAAUCUUGAUCAUGAAAAGAAGGAUUACUAG
This is a messenger RNA of Erigeron canadensis, 714 nucleotides long. RefSeq lists its product as uncharacterized. The record is from RefSeq and is a predicted model, not a curated record. The coding region runs from base 1 to 714 and encodes 237 amino acids. Lineage: Eukaryota; Viridiplantae; Streptophyta; Magnoliopsida; Asterales; Asteraceae. The transcript is spliced from 3 exons.